Molecule: messenger RNA, 903 nt
Organism: Penicillium odoratum
Lineage: Eukaryota; Fungi; Ascomycota; Eurotiomycetes; Eurotiales; Aspergillaceae
Exons: 2
Coding region: 1-903 (300 amino acids)
Source: RefSeq, a predicted model, not a curated record
AUGUCGCCGCCGGAGAUGUCAUAUAGUCCUGCCUAUCACCAGGCUCAGGGCCGGAUUAUACCCCCCUUGGUCCCUUCUUCACUAGAGCAUCCGAAAUCGGUAUAUUCAAGCCCGCUACCCUCGUCCGAGUGGAUGGCCCACGACGUGAGCCCCCGCACAUCUGGCCCGCGGGGAUCACAAGCCCACUCUCCGCAAACUUCACCGCGUGCCUCUCGAGUAGGGGACGAGGGUGUUAAGCCGGUCACUGUGACUAACGGUUCUCCCAAGGAGGAACGCUCGGGAGGGAGUUGGCAGCCGUCAUUGAUGUCAGGCGAGCACACUCGUGUCCCUAAGCGAGCAGGCGUCCCUGAAGCUACAUCUAGUGAUGCCGGCCAGGAUGCUUUUCUUAUGCUGUUCCGGCUUUCCGUCCCGGUUCCACUCUUCUCCUUUGCCGCCUGCAUAUACACCUUCUUCGCAAUCAUCUUCGCCAUCCUCAUUUCUCCUCUCCGUGUCUGUUCUAUUUCUCCAUACCUCCGCAAGACUUCCUUCCGAACCCAACUAUGUGAUCUCCUCUCCCCAGUCCUCCACAUCCACGAACGAAUUGUCUGCAUGCCACCACCUACCUCGAAUCGCUCCUCCUCUACACAAUGGAUCCAUUCCGACCCCGACAGCGAGGAACCCAUCCCGGUCGUCGAUUCCAGCAUCUUAUACUCCGUCGGCAUGUCAAUAGUCGUCCUGACCCUGUCACCGUUCUUCAGCAUUGCCAUCCUCCUUUGCGCCUGGACAGCCGCCGCAUUUUGGGUCUUCGCCAUGGUCAUGGGGAACCCAGAUGGCACUGAGCGUAACGACGAUGGUCGUGCCGCUGUUCUUGGUGUGUGUAAGUGGUGGAGGACAUGGUUGGGUAAAUGCCGAUCAUUGCCAUGA